This is a messenger RNA of Drosophila virilis, 907 nucleotides long. RefSeq lists its product as uncharacterized. The record is from RefSeq and is a predicted model, not a curated record. NCBI's taxonomy places the organism in Eukaryota, Metazoa, Arthropoda, Insecta, Diptera, Drosophilidae.
GCUGCUGCUGCUGCCUCUUGUUGUUGUUGUUGUUGGAGUCAAGCUGAAACAUUUCCCAGCAAAUUCUGGCGACAUUGACAACAGGCGCCUGCAAUUUGCUGCACGUUGUUGCUGCUGUUGUUGUUGCUGUUGUUGUUGUUGUCGCUGUUGCCGUUUUGGCGUGUUUUAUGAGCGGGCGCUGAACCAAAUGGCAAACGCGACAAGUUUUACCAGUUUACACACAGUUACACACACACAGACAGACACAUAUUUACAGUGGUCGGCUGUGCUGAAGUUUUCAAAAAGGUUUCCGAGAUUUUCAUAUCAGGCCAGUACCCGACAUCGCCUGCUGACAAAAUGACGCGACCCAAGCAGAUCCAGCUUCAACAGCACCAGAUCCAGCCCCGCCGACAAUUGCAGCUGCAGUUGCUGCUGCUGUUGCUGCUGUUUGGGCUGCUGCAACUGUUGUCCACAGUUGCAGCACGGCCGCAGCAACAGUUGCUGCUGGAGGCGGCACAAUCGGAGACAACAGCAACAGCAGCAGGCACAGCAUCAGGAGCAGCAACAGCGCCAGCUCUCAACGAUCCUUCGGAUCUCAGCGCUGGCCUCAAUCUGUUGCCCGUAAGCAAUUGGAUUGCGGCUGCCGCCAAUGCUGAGCCGCCGGCGCCCGCCCAAUUCGUGCGCAUCGCCAUGAACAGCGGACUGUGAGACGCUGCAGUCGGCCGACAGAUGGCGCCAGCUGCACCAUCAAAUACUCAACUUGUGUUUCAAUUAACUUAAUUUCCCUAUUUUUUUUUUUUUUUUUUUGUUGCAUAUAUAUGUAUAUAUAUUUUUUUUUUUGAAUGCCCAAUCAAUUAGUGGCUGCAAGGAUACAAUAAAAUAUUGUGCACAGACAGCAGUAAAUGAUGCAUCAAUGAGAACAUACAUA